Messenger RNA from Polistes dominula (European paper wasp), 2361 nucleotides. RefSeq lists its product as uncharacterized. The record is from RefSeq and is a predicted model, not a curated record. Gene Ontology annotation, molecular function: nucleic acid binding. Lineage: Eukaryota; Metazoa; Arthropoda; Insecta; Hymenoptera; Vespidae.
AUGAGCGUGGAGAGUAGCAGCGCUGCUGAGAGUUCUAACCUCGGGAUGGUUAGCCGCUUGAGUGGGGAGACCUUUGUCCUUGAGCAAAUGAGAGAGACCUGGGCGCCAGUGGACGGCGAGUUGACAACGAGAUACACAACAGCUGCGAUUGCGAAUUGCGAUGCAUCAGAGAAGCCAUGUAGUUCAACAGCUGAAUUAGAGAGCGUGUUGAACCAACGAUGGACUUUAAUGGGUAAGAUACCUAAACGAGACAGUGUUGACACGGCAACGAUGAUCACUACAAUGUUUGUAAAAGAGGCCAAUCUAAGCGACAUGUGGUCUUUAGAUAUUAUUGGUAUAAAAGAUCCAAUCGAAAAAUUGGAUAAAUUCGUAAAAGAUGAGAAAACACGGGAUUUUUUAUUAAAAACCGCUAGACUAAAUACAAAUGGUCGAUAUGAGGUUAAAUUGCCGUGGGUGGAGGAUCACACGCCUGUAGCCAGUAAUUUUGAUAUCGCACAAAAACGUUUAACGAACUUUUUUCAAGCGUCGCUUGACGAGAAAAUUAUUGAAAAAGUUUCUGCAUCUGAGACAAAUAAACCCAGUCAUUAUUUGCCACAUCGGCCUGUAGUUAAAGAGCACAAUAACUGUGUAGCUAGCGUAGAUUGUUUUGACGAGUUGGAAACAUUUAUUCAAGAAUCUACUGCAGUAAUUUUAGCUGCCGGUUUUGAACUAAGAGGCUGGGAAAGUACAGGUGAUUCGGCGGUAAGUCAAUCGACCUUGGUCUUAGGCAUACAGUGGAAUAAAAAGAGGGACACUUUGUCGGUCAAUCCCGCAGUGUUAGAUAUGGAGGCUCAAAAUUCGACUACAAAGCGAAUUACUUUAUCUGCAACUCACAAAAUUUUUGACCCGAUCGGCAUAACGUGCCCUGUUUCCUUACAGACUAAGUUAAUUUUACAAAAGGCUUUUAAAAUUUGGCUAAAGAAAAUCGAUUGGGACGUCGAAAUUGUGAGACAAGCGAGGGAAGAAUUUUUAUCGUGGAAAAACGACUUAAUUUCGUUAAAAAAUUUAGAGAUUCCGCGAGGUAUUGGUAAGGGCUAUUUAACCUUGCACGUUUUCGGAGACGCGGGCGGAUCAGCUUACGCAGCUGCUGUUUUCGCACGAGUUGAACUCGACGGUAGGGUGUCAGUUUCGCUUCUAAAUGCCAAGGCGCGAUUGGAUCCGAAAAGGUGUACGAUUCCUCGACUUGAAUUGAUGGCCGCGACGAUAGCCGUGAGACUCGCAAAUAGCGUGCGUGAGUCUUUGACUAGAGCUGUUUUAAAAACAUAUUAUUGGACGGACUCCACGACGGUAUUAGCAUGGAUAGGCCGGGUCAUGCAAUGGGGCAAUUUCGUGUGGAAUCGUGUCAAUGAAAUACGCAAGUUUAGUAAAAUAGAGGACUGGAAGUAUAUACAGAGUGAUCAAAACCCGGCAGACUUGCCGUCUCGCGGUUGUAGCUCGUCGCAAUUGUUAGAAUCAAAGUGGUGGCUAGGGCCCGAUUGGCUUUACAACACGGAAUCUUAUUGGCCAACAUCAAGGGCAAAUAUUAACGAGGACGAAGUUUGUACUGAAUGUAAAAAAUCGUGUUUGACGCACAUGGUAAGUCUUGAAGACGCGAGUUUCGAAGCAACGGAAUAUUUCUCUUCCUGCACCCGUAGAAUCUUGCUUCAAAAUAAAAAAUUUUUAAAAGACGGGUGCGAACCGGAAAAAAUAUCGUAUACGGACAAGGGUGAGCGAAAAAACUUAAGAUUAUCGUUUAAAGAAAUUAGAAAUGCCGAGACGAAAGUACUAAAGUAUUUGCACGCCAAUAUGUUCUCUAAUGAGAAAGGUAAAGAAAAAUUAUCUUCUUUUAGCACGUUUUUGAACAAAGAUGAUUUGAUUGUAGUAAAAACUAAAAUUUUUAAUCGUAAAGAUAGCGAAUUGUUUAGAUGCCCUAUUCUACUAGAUAGUAAUAACGAAAUAGUCAAAAUGCUAAUCAGAGAAAGUCAUGAGAGACUUGGUCAUGUUGGCGCUCUUGUAAUUAUGAGUAAUCUAAGCGAACGUUUUUGGAUAAUUUCUUUACGAAAAGAAAUUCGGAAAAUGAUAUCGAAAUGCGUGACGUGUAACAAGCCAAAAUCAAAAAGGAUGGCAUGCGAUACACCAGCUUUACCGGAAAAUAGAGUUAGAGAUGCGGCGAUUUUUGAGGUUGUGGGCGUGGAUUUCGCCGGUCCAUUAUUUUUGCGCGAUUGUGGGAAAGCAUGGAUAUGUAUAUUUACUUGUGUUAUUUACAGAGCGGUACAUCUUGAGUUAACUACUAGCUUAGCAGCUACGGGGGUUUUAGAAGUGUUGCGUCGUUUUAUAGCCUGA